UGCGAGCCAGCGCAGCGGGUCCAGCCUGGCUCACCUCUCCGUUGCAGAGCGCUUUUCCUUUCACAAUCGGCUUAGGGGGCUUCCCGCCCUUCCAGGGACCCCCGUGCGGCCCCACUAGCGAGGCGGGGCCGGGAGCUGGGGGAGGGGGCAUCCGCGCCGCCGUCCCGGGACCAGACCCUGGCCGCGCCCAGCCGUAGGUUACGCGGGGGCGUCGCCUCCCCCGGCCGAGGGCAGGAAGCGUGGAGGUCGUCAGCCCAGCCGCACAGGCUCCGGCUGCUUCCUCCCGACGCGAGCCGGGACCCGGGAGCGGCUCUUCCCCGAGCGGUCGGCACCCAGGCCCGGAGGACGGCGCCGUGAGGAGCGCGGAGGCGCUGGAGGUGAACCUGUAUCAUGGAUGCCCUUUCUGAAGCAAAUGGCACCUUUGCCUUUCACCUUUUGAAGAUGCUGUGUCAAGACAGCCCUUCACGUAACGUGUUUUAUUCUCCUGUGAGCAUCUCUUCCGCCCUUGCCAUGGUCUUCCUGGGGGCAAAAGGAAACACUGCUGCCCAGAUGGCCCAGGUACUUUCUUUAAACACAGAGAAAGACAUUCAUCACAGUUUCCAGUCACUUCUCACUGAAGUAAACAAACCUGGCACCCAGUACUUGCUCAGAACAGCCAACAGGCUGUUUGGAGAAAAGACAUGUGAAUUCCUCCUGACUUUUAAGGAAUCCUGUCUUCAGUUCUACCACACUGAGCUUGAGCAGCUUCCAUUUGCCAAAGCUGCAGAGCAGUCCAGGAAACACAUCAACACUUGGGUCUCAAAAAAGACUGAAGGUAAAAUUCGAGACCUGUUGCCAAAUAGCUCGAUUGAUGCACAGACCAAGCUGGUUCUCGUCAAUGCCAUCUACUUCAAAGGAAGGUGGAAUGAACAGUUCAACAAAAAGCACACAAGGGAAAUGCCUUUUAGAAUAAACCAGAAGGAGCAGAGGCCAGUGCAGAUGAUGUUUCAGGAAGCUACAUUUAAGCUUGCCUAUAUUGAAGAGGUGCAGGCCCAGGUCCUGGAGGUGCCUUAUGUCGGUGAGGAGCUGAGCAUGGUCAUUCUGCUUCCAGAUGACAACGUGGAUCUAAGCUUGGUGGAGAAACAUCUCACCUAUGAGAAAUUCAGAGCGUGGACCAAGCCAGACUGUAUGAAGAGUACUGAAGUGGAAGUUUUCCUUCCGAGGUUUAAACUGGAAGAGGAGUAUGACAUGGAGUCUGUGCUUCAGCGCUUGGGAUUAGUGGAUGCCUUCCAGGGAGACAAGGCCGAUUUUUCGGCAAUGUCAGCCGAGAGAGAUCUGUGUCUGUCCAAGUUUGUGCACAAGAGUUUCGUGGAGGUGAAUGAGGAAGGCACAGAGGCCGCGGCUGCCUCGGCCAUCGUGGUUGUGGAGUGUUGCAUGGUAUCUGGACCGAGAUUCUGUGCCGACCAUCCCUUCCUCUUCUUCAUUAGGCACAACACAGCCAACAGUAUUCUGUUUUGUGGCAGGUUUUCCACUCCGUAAGGGUGAGCAUUUCCCUCUUUCUGUGUCCUGUCUUGCUUCACAGCCCUGUGAAGAUGGGCCUUUAAAGCCAAGUGCGAAGGUGAUGAGGGCAGAUUCCUCAUCCAUCUGAAUCUCAUGUUUGUCCACACUCAGCUCUCCCCAUACUGACCACUCAUUUGCCCUACUUAGUCAAAAUCAUGUGACUAUAGACCUUAAUGAUUCCCUGUUGUAUUUAAAAUGCAGUUCUAAUCCCAUAGGAUGGCAUACAGAAUUUUCCUAGAUGGUUUCAGACUUCUUCCUCACUCAUUCCACAUGUAACUCAUUUCAGUUAUGCCAUAUUGUGCCUUAUUGCAUGCUGGUCUUAGCCUAUUUCAGUAGUAGUACAUACUUCUAUCUAAGGCUACUGUUUUAUAGUUUUCCUGGUACAUUGGCUUCUUAGAAAGUUUCUUUAAUGCACAUUUUUAUUUUAUUUUUGACAUUCAUGCAUCGCCAUGUAUGUGACAAAUGAGGCAUCAGGCAUUGGAGACAAAGGGGCAGAGUCAUGGUCUUUUGACAUCUGGUCUUUAAUACUCAUCCUGGAAUGAUGUAGCUUUUAUGACAGCCAGAUUGGACUAGGUAAUGGCCUUAAACUUACCAUGUGACUCCCUUGUAGGGAUCAGACCUUUCUUCCUAUUAAUUGUAUUUCUCCACCUCCGACUCUUAACAGUAAAACUUCCAUUCAGUUCUUAAAGCUCAUUUCCGAUGUCAUCUUCUCCAAGAAAUUUUUCCUUCUCUGCAUAAGCAGAUGUACGUUUCUUAACUCUCAUUGCACACAGAGGGAGGGCAUUUCUCUUAUGGAAGUUGUUUUAUGUAUUAGUCAUCUGUGUUCUCCAGCUACGCCUUAAAUUCCUCCGAGGCUAGGACUAUAUUUUAUAGGUUUGUGUACCACAUACAAUGCAGUCAGAAGUAAUUUGAUCAUACAUGAACUCUGUAAUGUUUUAAAAAGUGAUUAGAUGUCAGUGAUAUUA
Molecule: messenger RNA, 2504 nt
Organism: Hyaena hyaena (striped hyena)
Lineage: Eukaryota; Metazoa; Chordata; Mammalia; Carnivora; Hyaenidae
Gene: SERPINB9
Product: serpin family B member 9
Exons: 7
Coding region: 391-1518 (375 amino acids)
Biological process (GO): negative regulation of endopeptidase activity
Cellular component (GO): cytoplasm
Molecular function (GO): serine-type endopeptidase inhibitor activity
Source: RefSeq, a predicted model, not a curated record